This is a messenger RNA of Labeo rohita (rohu), 2935 nucleotides long. It is a transcript of the gene barhl1b, whose product is annotated as BarH-like homeobox 1b. NCBI's taxonomy places the organism in Eukaryota, Metazoa, Chordata, Actinopteri, Cypriniformes, Cyprinidae. Gene Ontology annotation, biological process: regulation of transcription by RNA polymerase II. Gene Ontology annotation, cellular component: nucleus. Bases 839 to 1810 code for a protein of 323 amino acids. Gene Ontology annotation, molecular function: RNA polymerase II transcription regulatory region sequence-specific DNA binding; DNA-binding transcription factor activity, RNA polymerase II-specific. The record is from RefSeq and is a predicted model, not a curated record. The transcript has 3 exons.
CGCUGGGGACUCACGUGGAAGGGGUGCCCUUAAAAACCUAGCCACUGAGUUGUGCACAAGUUCAUUUGUUAGGCUUUAUCUGACUUUCCGUUCCCCAAUGUGUCUAUUUAACCUGCAUUACCUCAUUUGCGCUUCUGUCUUCUCACCGCAUUUUUUCAGCGCUCUGCCGUCCAACGCUUUCGCAUUGCAUCACCUGCGCCGGCACAGAAUGCACUUGCCUUUUCCAUCCGGAUUCGACUCUACUCGCCACAGCGAACUACCUUUGAACUGAUGAAAAUUUCAGCUGCUCAAUAGAGGCUCGAGUUGACGCCGCUUUGCUUCUGUCCGUGGUGCUGAAAUGCACGCACCGUCUAAGUAGGCUACCUUGUGCUUUUACACUAACACUGUUACUUCAGAACAGCUUUUUUGAAAUAAUUUGAUUAAUAAUUCAAAUCUACCAUCGACGCGUCUCGCGUCUUCGAGAAACACCGGGAUUGAAAAAGAAAAAAUUAAUUACAUUUGCCAGCCGAGAGUAUAUUUAGGCUGUAUCGAUUUUUUUAGGAGUGAGUGAGGAGCUAAAGAAAAAAAAAAAACAUUUUUUUGGAGGCAGGGUCUGUGUGUACUUCAUACAGAACCUCCUCAAGAAACCUCCUUUUCCUUUUUAAACUUAAACUAAAAGUCCUCAAGGAAGAAGAAAGUUUUUUUUUCCCAGACAGGGGAUGAAUAUUUCUCAUUUCCGAUUCUGCUUUGGAUUUUCCUCCUGGAUAGAUCGCUAUUAAAUCGAGCGCCAUUCACGCAGAACUUGCUUGAAUACAGAUGAUAAUCUGAACAGAGGCUUCACGCAAGCAGCAGUGUGGAGAUGGAAGCGUCCACCAACGGCUCCAGUUUUGGAAUCGACUCCCUGCUAUCCCACAGGCCCGGAAGCCCAGUUAUCGCGAAGGGGGACAGUUUGGUAGGAGAAUGCCGGUCCCCGCUGGAGUUCAGCCCCAGGUCAGACUUAGAGAGCGGUUGUUCUUCUCCUCCGUCCCCGCGGCGGGAGUGCGGUGAGGAUGCGGCGCAGAGACAGGGUCAUCCGCUCGGACUCGCGUCCCAUUUGCAGCACGGCCCGAUCUCCGCUGGAUCGCAACCUCGGACUGUCACUUCAUCCUUCUUAAUAAGAGAUAUUCUGGCUGACUGUAAACCCUUAGCGGCGUGUGCUCCUUACUCCAGCAACGGCCAGCCGACUCAGGAGACGGGGAGACUGGCAUCUAAAAUCGCAGACGACUUCAUUGAAAAGAUCCACAGUAACUCGUCGUCAGACAGUGAAUACAAAGUGAAAGAGGAGGGCGACAGGGAGAUCUCCAGCAGCAGAGACAGCCCGCAGGUUCGCCUGAAGAAGCCACGGAAAGCGCGGACCGCCUUCACUGACCAUCAGCUCGCCCAGCUGGAGCGCAGUUUUGAGCGUCAGAAGUAUCUGAGUGUGCAGGACAGGAUGGAGCUGGCAGCCUCUCUCAACCUGACCGACACGCAGGUCAAAACCUGGUACCAGAACAGGAGGACAAAGUGGAAGAGGCAAACGGCGGUCGGACUGGAAUUGUUAGCGGAGGCUGGAAAUUAUUCCGCGCUGCAAAGGAUGUUCCCCUCGCCGUAUUUCUACCCUCAAAGCCUGGUGUCGAAUCUGGACCCUGGAGCAGCGCUCUACUUAUACAGGGGACCUUCGGCGCCCCCGCCGGCGCUGCAGCGUCCUCUCGUUCCCCGGAUUCUUCUGCACGGUCUCCAGGGCGCCAACGAGCCGCCGCCGCCUCUGCCCCCCCUCUCCGGUGUGUUACCCAGACCGACACCACCACGAUGAACGGCACGAGUCGGACUCGUUGCAAUACAUGGCAGCUUUGAACUCCACCAUCAGAAAAACUAUUUUACUGGUGACAAAAUAUUCGAGAAAUUUUACGAAGCCACAAAAAGUGAUUAGAGACAUUUUGAAACUUUAUUUAAUUAUUUAUUUUCCUUACGGUUUUUUUUUUUUUUUUUUUUUUUUUUAACUUAUAUGUUUAUAUUUGUUUUGUUUACCCUAAAUGUUAAAUCUGGAGAUGACAAACCGUUAUAUACUGAACGCAAUAAUAACGGGACAUGAUACUACAGGGACACUUCGUUUCAAAAUUAUUAUUAAUUAUUAUUAUUUUAACUAGUGAAUUGUUGGUGCAUCCCUGACGCAAAGAAUAUUUAAAUGGUAGAUUCAUAUUUAAUAUUCCUGAGAUGAAAUCCAGGUCAUAAAUCGUGGGCUUUGUAGUGACCCUCUAAAAUGUACAAAGGAAAAGAGGUGUAAAUAAGAAUAUUUUGUUUUAUGUUCAAAGACAUGAAUUCUCCAAUUUUCUCUUUUUGUAUCAUAUUUCCAAGCCUUACGUUAACAGGUGAGCAGCACAUUAAAACCCGACACGUCUUUACAAAACGAAAAAGCUACUUAGAUGAAGAACUGUCACUUUUCUAUUUGACAAACAGCUGAAUGGUGCGGAGUGCUACUAUGCCUGAAGGUGGAUUGGACGAGAUGGAUUAUUAAUCGAUUAUCAAUCGAUUAUUUUCGUGCUGCUUUUUUCGUUUCUAUAUUCCUGCACAACUGCCAGUAGAAUCACUUUGAUGUUGAUGGGAAACCGCCAAGUCCUCGUUUCAGAUCGCUUGUGUGAUCAGUAAAGACGUCAAGGAGAUGACAUGCAAAGUGUUCGCCCAGGCAUUGUGCAAUAACUCUGUAUAAAGCCGUUGAAAUAUCUUGUCAUUCUUUCUGGUGAAGCUGUAUAUUGAGAAUAAUGAUUUGUGAAGUAAUGAUUCUCGUAAUUCCAAAUGAUUUUCGUUCGUGCCCCCCGUGUGCUUAGCGGUGUGAACUUCUUGGAAACUCUUAAAACUGCUGGAUGUGCGGGGGAGGGUGGUCUUUGAGCAAGGAGAAUUACUUUUAUAAAUGUGCUAAUAAAGAUCUUUCAUUAAUUUA